Fusarium graminearum PH-1 is the source of this 864-nucleotide messenger RNA. RefSeq lists its product as uncharacterized. The coding region runs from base 1 to 864 and encodes 287 amino acids. Lineage: Eukaryota; Fungi; Ascomycota; Sordariomycetes; Hypocreales; Nectriaceae. The record is from RefSeq and is a predicted model, not a curated record. The transcript has a single exon.
AUGUCGGCAACACCCGUCCUCAAAGUGCCUGCAAUGCCGUUGUUGUACCUGGAUUCCUCUCAACCUCAAACCCCUGACUGCAACGCGUGCGUACAAUCCAACAAUCCAAAGCAUCCCAAACCGAUGGAAACUCCUGAAUAUCGAAGGCUUUCGCAUUCAGAAUGGAAGUUCUUUGCGGCUGGAGUUGGGGGAAUUCGCGACAAGGAACAUGAUGCGCCAAUCAGUCCAACGAGUUCGUUCUGGCCUCCAAAGGGCCUCCCCCCAGGCCUGUAUCGUGACACCAUCUAUCGUCGCACAAUCUGUCACUACUCGUUUCACUUUACGGCUUAUGUUCGCUGGAUUCUAUUGAUUCUUCAAUUGAUCCUCGGUGCUGCUUUGACAGCCCUUGGACCCAUGAGUUUAGAAAAAGGCACGCCCAUCACUAUUCUUGGGGCGUCGAAUACUGUCCUUGCGGGGUUACUGGCCCUCUUUACUCACAGCGGUUUACCUGAUCGAUAUCGAUACGACAAAGCCGAGUUUGAGCGAGUCGAAGACCAUAUUCGAGAAAUUCUCGUCACUGGCUUGGUACGCGCUGAAAAGUCUGUCAAUGAAGCUCUCGCCGAAUGCUACGACCGCUACAGACACGCCAAAGCAACUGUCGAGGUGAAUGUGCCCACGGCUUAUAUCCCAAGCCAAAGUGUACCUCCAGGACAGCGGCACCAACCGACACAAGUGAACGAAGCGAAUGACCCCAUAACACCAACAAAGUCGCAUAGGCCUUCGCUGCACAAGGAGCCUAUCACACCAAUUCGAACUCAGUCGCGAAACACUACACCCAAAGAAGAAACGGAAGAGAAGGGUCCAGUAACCAGAAUUGGCGAAUGA